This is a messenger RNA of Papaver somniferum (opium poppy), 883 nucleotides long. Its product is annotated as two-on-two hemoglobin-3-like. The transcript has 4 exons. Bases 196 to 708 code for a protein of 170 amino acids. Lineage: Eukaryota; Viridiplantae; Streptophyta; Magnoliopsida; Ranunculales; Papaveraceae. Gene Ontology annotation, molecular function: oxygen binding; heme binding; oxygen carrier activity. The record is from RefSeq and is a predicted model, not a curated record. Gene Ontology annotation, biological process: oxygen transport.
AACCCAACGGUGAUAAAUUGACGAUUUACAUAACUAUAUCAAAUUCUAAAGCAGUCAAGAUGACAAUACCACGUCUGGUAUUCCGCGACCACUGGAAUACAGAAGCGUGAUCUCCACGCGCUUCUCUUUAAAACCUACUAAUUGUAGCGCUUCAUUGUAAACUACGCACCACCAGCAGCAGUAACGAAGAAGAAGAUGCAGUCUUUACAAGAGAAAGCUUCAGAAUGGAGCGGAGUGAAAGCUGAAGAUGCAUUUUCUAUUGAUGAAACUAAUCUCUUUCAGAAAUUAGGACUUCAGACUUUUAUUAAUCUUUCCACUGAUUUUUAUACCAGGGUUUAUGAUGAUGAAGAAGAAUGGUUUCGUUCAAUAUUUGCGAAUUCGAAGAAAGAAGAUGCAAUUCAGAAUCAAUAUGAGUUUUUUGUACAGAGAAUGGGAGGUCCUCCUCUUUACUCUCAGAGAAAAGGUCACCCUGCUCUGAUUGGAAGGCAUAGGCCAUUUCCUGUUACCUAUCAAGCAGCAGAAAGGUGGUUACACCACAUGCAACUAGCAUUGGAUUCUGCCACCGACAUUGAUGCCGAUUCAAAAAUCAAGAUGAUGAACUUCUUCAGGCACACAGCAUUCUUCCUUGUGGCAGGAGAUGAACUCAAGAAGCCUAACCAACCAGCAGCUCCCUGCAAGCAGGGGUCUACCCAACCGACUUCACUGUAAUAUUUAUUGUUUAUCCAUAUACUGACUAUUGUUAGAACAUACCAAUAACAGAUGAGAAAUCAUAAUUCAUCUAACACUUAAUGUGUUUUACUGCUGUACAAGGAAAAUUUCUGUCAUUCUCAUCAAAUAAUCUAGUAAAUCAAAAAAUUUAAGAGUGGUUGUGUAUGCAUUGCAA